Messenger RNA from Orbilia oligospora ATCC 24927, 4563 nucleotides. RefSeq lists its product as uncharacterized. The coding region runs from base 1 to 4563 and encodes 1520 amino acids. NCBI's taxonomy places the organism in Eukaryota, Fungi, Ascomycota, Orbiliomycetes, Orbiliales, Orbiliaceae. The record is from RefSeq and is a predicted model, not a curated record. Gene Ontology annotation, molecular function: 4-alpha-glucanotransferase activity; amylo-alpha-1,6-glucosidase activity. Gene Ontology annotation, biological process: glycogen biosynthetic process; glycogen catabolic process. The transcript has 4 exons.
AUGGCUGGAGAAAAGGUCCAUCUUCUCGUCCUCGACGAUGCCGGUGUCCCAGACGUCAAUGGCACAUAUAUUCGCCUCCCACCUCCAGUAGAGCCAUACACCCUCCGAUUCCAGAUCGAGGGUACUUCAUCCAUCACCAGACAAGGUAGCCUUUGGCUCAAUAUACCUGAGAAGGGGAAGGAAUUUCACCGAGAAAACUACCGAGAGUUCAAACUCACGCCAGACUUCUCACGAGCAUUGACGAUUGAUGUUCCGAUUCAUAUUGCUGGAUCAUUUGGCUACUACGUCACUUACUCCAAAUUACCGGAAUGGGAUCCCCUCUCCAAGACCAAGCCCAGCGGGGACGGUACUGCCCAAACCAGGACGCCAAUAUAUCACAUAUGCGUUUCUCCAAACCUCAACAUCAACGGCAGCCCAUUGAAGCUCGAUAGUUUGGCUCUCAUUUCGGCUGUUUCGAAAUGGAUGGGACCUCUAUCGAACUGGGAGCCUCAAUUGGCCCGUAUCAGUGAUAGAGGGUACAAUAUGGUCCAUUUCACCCCAAUGAUGUGGCGUGGUGAAUCAAACUCACCAUACAGUAUCUAUUCCCAGCUUGAAUUCGACCCUGAAAUCUUCGGGAAGGGCAAUGAUGGCAUCCAGACAGUCUCUAAAAUUGUCACUUCGAUGGAGAAAAAGCACAAGAUCUUAUCUCUUACUGAUGUCGUCUGGAACCAUACCGCGAAUAAUACCCUCUGGCUUGAGGAGCAUCCCGAAGCAGGGUACAAUUGCAAGACGGCGCCUUGGCUUGAACCUGCCUACGAGUUGGAUACUGCAUUGCUGGCUUUUAGCAAAAACCUUCGCAAGCUCGGAUUGCCAACAGACUUGAAGACUACUAGUGAUUUGCUUGAAGUCAUGGAAGGUAUCAAGACUCACUGUAUCGGCGCUACUCGCUUGUGGGAAUACUAUGUUACGGAUACCGAACGCGAUACUGAUGCAGGUAUCCUUGCCUGGGGCGCAAAGAAAUGGAAGACGCUCGAUGUUGACCCCAGCUGGCCAUUCCAGCAACAGGCCCGCUACCUCGCCGAAAAUGGUCUGGUUGGAAAUGACAGAUUUGGUGAAAGGUUCCGAAGAAAGAUUGACCCUGAGGUUGCAGCUGGUCUCCUUCACGCACUGUUUGGUGAACCUUCAGCGAAUGAGGAUGAAUUUGAACAACAAGAAGCUAAACUCCGAAAGGAACUUGCCAAGUUCCUUGACGAAAUCAACUUGCCUUUAUACAAAGAAUACGAUGAAGACACCGAAGAGAUUCUUGAACAGCUUUUCAACCGUAUUAAAUAUGUUCGAAUCGAUGACCACGGCCCAAAGCAAGGUCCAGUUUCAGAUGCAUCCCCCCUCAUCGAAACAUACUUCACGAGAUUACCCUCCAACAAGAGAACCUCCAAGUUCGAAAAGAAAGAGCUCGCCUUGGCCAAUAACGGAUGGAUCUGGAAUGCUGAUCCAAUGGUUGAUUUCGCUGGUCCUACCAGCCGUGCUUAUUUGCGUCGUGAAGUUAUCGUGUGGGGUGAUUGUGUCAAGCUACGAUAUGGCAAAGGUCCGCAGGACAGCCCGUACCUCUGGGAUCAUAUGAAGCAAUACACCGAACUUAUGGCCACGAUGUUCCAUGGCUUCCGUAUCGAUAAUUGCCAUUCCACCCCCAUCCAUGUAGCGGAGUAUCUUUUAGAUGCUGCUCGUCUCAAGAGGUCUGAUCUUUACGUUGCCGCUGAGCUCUUCUCCGGUAGCGAGGCAAAGGAUUAUAUCUUCAUCCAAAGACUUGGAAUUAAUUCGCUUAUCAGAGAAGCCAUGCAAGCUUGGGGACCAGGGGAGCUCUCAAGGCUUGUUCACAAGCAUGGCGGAAAGCCAGUUGGAAGCUUUGAGCAGGACCACGUCAAGAACGAAGGGGACGGUGAAACUCGCAGAAUCACAGCAAGCACAAUUCAUGCCCUCUUCGCAGAUUGCACCCAUGACAACGAAACCCCGGCCCAGAAGCGCGUUCCUGAGGAUACUCUUCCAACUAGUGCUUUGGUAUCUAUGUGUGCGUGUGCGACUGGCAGCGUUAUUGGUUUCGACGAUAUCAAUCCCAAACUUUUGGAUGUCGUUAAUGAGAAGCGUGUCUAUAACACAGAUGAUGUAGCUCUACGAGAAGGCGGCAUCGGUUGGGUCAAGAAAAUCUUGAAUAACAUUCAUACUGAUAUGGGAAACAAGGGAUAUGAUGAGACACAUGUGCAUCAUGAAGGAGAAUACAUCACCGUCCACAGAGUUCAUCCACAAACCCAUGAAGGGUACUUCCUCAUCGCCCAUACUGCUUUUAGUGGAGGCUCUCAUAGAGGCGAUUUUAACCCUGUGUAUUUGACUGAUACCAAGGUAGAAACAAUAUUGAGCGUCAAGCUCACAGUCUCAAAUGGUGAUGAUGAUCGCGCCAGCGUCUUUAGCGAUCCGAACCUUAUCAGGGGACUUCCUUCCAAGGUCGUCAACCUGUCCCUACCCAAUAUUCGGGACGAAGGUAACAACACCGUGGUUACUAUUCCAGACGAGUUCCCGCCUGGUUCGAUCGCUCUCUUUAAAACUUGGAUCCCAACGAUUGACCGGUCGGUUGACCUUGACAAACUUGCGGUCUCCGAUGCUACGGAGGCUUUCAAGAACGUUAGCCUAACAGACCUCAACUUCAUUCUUUAUCGUUGCGACUCGGAAGAACGCGAUCAAAGUGAUGGCAAAAUUGGCGUUUAUGACAUUCCCGGCUCAGGGCCUUUGGUCUAUGCAGGUUUACAAGGCUGGUGGUCAGUCCUAAGGGACAUCAUUCGAAACAACGACCUAGGACACCCUCUUUGUCAGCAUUUGAGAAACGGCACCUGGGCAUUGGAUUACACCGUAUUCCGCCUUGAAACUCUCGCUGACCAAGGAUUUGACAGCCUUCGUGCUCCCGCUGCCUGGCUAAAGGAAAGAUUUGACCAUAUCAAGAAAUUACCGAACUUCUUGGUUCCUCGAUACUUUGCUCUCGUUAUCCAGACAGCUUACGAUGCCGCCUAUGACAGAGCUAUCGAGCUUUUCAGUCCGAAUAUCAAGAAUGGUCACGAAUUCGUCAAAUCUCUUGCACUGGUAUCGAUUCAGAUGACUGGGUUUAUGAAGAGCGCUUCACUAAGCCCCUCCGAGCAAACUCCAUCCAUGGCCGCCGGCUUGCCCCACUUCUCGAGCUCCUAUAUGCGAUGCUGGGGCCGUGAUAUAUUUAUUUCACUUCGCGGUCUACUCCUCGCUACUGGUCGUUACGACGAUGCCAAAGCACACAUUUUGGCAUUUGCUUCGGUUGUCAAGCACGGUAUGAUUCCCAACUUGUUGGCAUCAGGUACAAACCCAAGAUACAACUCUCGCGAUUCUGUGUGGUUCUUCCUUCAAAAUAUUCAAGACUACACCCAGCUAGCACCAAACGGAAUAUCUAUCCUUGACGAAAAGGUCAAACGCCGUUUCCUUCCAUUCGAUGAUACUUGGUUCCCCCUGGAUGAUCCGCGGGCGUUUAGCAAGGAAAGCACGAUCGGAGAAAUUGUUUUCGAGUGUCUCCAGCGCCAUGCUAGCGGCAUGAGCUUCCGAGAAGCGAAUGCUGGAUCAAAUUUGGAUUCACAGAUGAAGGAAGCUGGGUUCCAAAUUGAUAUACAUACCGAUUGGAAGACUGGUAUCAUUUUCGGAGGAAACCAGUGGAACUGUGGUACCUGGAUGGACAAGAUGGGUGAAAGUGAACGUGCUGGCAACAAGGGUGUUCCUGGAACUCCUCGAGACGGUGCGCCUAUUGAAAUUACAGGUCUACUUUUCAGUACUCUACGAUGGGUCGGCGAACUCUCUAAACAAGGCAAAUUUAAAUGGAAUGGUGUCGAUAUCGUUCGAAGCAAGAGUGUUACUUGGGAGGAAUGGCAAGAGAAACUCAAGUCAAGCUUCGAAAAGUGCUAUUACGUUCCGAUAGAUGCAGGUGACGAUAGCUGGUAUGAUGUCAACCCCGCUGUCGUCAACCGCCGUGGUAUCUACAAGGACUUGUACAAGACUGGUAAAGAAUACGAGGACUACCAGCUCCGACCUAACUUCCCAAUCGCCAUGACAGUUGCCCCUGAACUAUUUGACCCGGAGCACGCCCUCGGUGCCCUGAAGAUUGCUGACGACGCCAUCCGUGGCCCGACUGGAAUGGCGACCCUUGAUCCUAUUGAUAGUAAUUAUCGUCCUUACUAUAUCAACUGGGAUGACAAUGAGGACUUUCUUACUUCCAAGGGUAGGAAUUACCAUCAAGGCCCGGAGUGGCUCUGGCCUACUGGUUUCUUCCUCCGAGCUUUCCUUCACUUUGACCUACUUAGAAAGAAGACCCUCCCUGAGAAGAUUGAGACCUUCCAACAAAUCCAUCGUCGCAUUCAGUUGUGCAAGAAAAUGAUCAGUGAGACUCCAUGGGCGGGUUUGACGGAGCUGACCCAGAAGAACGGCGAAUUCUGCGGAGAUUCUUGUCCUACACAAGCUUGGUCAUCUAGCUGUAUGAUCGAUCUUUUCCAGGACGCCUCCGUUAUUGUUUCAGACCCCGCCUAG